Molecule: messenger RNA, 1401 nt
Organism: Beauveria bassiana ARSEF 2860
Lineage: Eukaryota; Fungi; Ascomycota; Sordariomycetes; Hypocreales; Cordycipitaceae
Product: cellobiose dehydrogenase
Exons: 1
Coding region: 1-1401 (466 amino acids)
Source: RefSeq, a predicted model, not a curated record
AUGCAGACCAACAUCUUGACGAGCAGUUUCAAAUUCUCGACUCUGCUUGUCUGUUUCUUGGCAGCACUCUGUGCUGCCGAGCCAGCACAAUUCUGCAAAUUCGGCCAUCAGGUCAACGAGGUGGACUUUUGCAGCAGCUUCACCGCACACCGCAACGAGUCCACCAACGAGCACAAUGUCUACGUCACAUUUUCUCAUGUCCGAACAGUCAACUCGGCCAAGGGCUGGUCGGCGAUUGGAUUCGGCUCUGAGAUGAAGGGCUCCCUCAUGUUCAUCGUCUAUGGAGACCCAGCAUCAGGCAAGCCCCCCAUUGUCAGCGUGCGCGUGUCCAAGGGCCAUUCUCAGCCAACGCUGGUCACGCCGCGCGACCUGGCCGGGGGCGAUCUCCGCGUCUUGAGAUCCGACUGGCGGCUGGACGAUUCUCCGGCCGGCACCGUCACGGCGCUUGUAUCUCUGGUCUGCUACUCGUGCACCAAGUGGCCCGGGACAAGCAUAUCGGCAGCGUCCACCUCGCAGCCGCUCAUCUGGGCGUGGAAUGACGUGCAAGAAUUCGACGUCUUUACCUAUGAUGCCCAUUUGAAGAUGCACAAGCAUCACGCUGGGAACGGAGGCUGGGGCCGAUUCUACGUCAACAUGGACCGUGCCACCAGCAGAGUUCCCCAAUUGCCCUCUGUGCCCUUUAUCCGUCCCGGAGUUGCAGAAUUUGCCGCGUCGGAAGAGCCUGAUAUUUUGGCUGGUGGCAUUGUCAAUGCUGUGAAGGAAUGGACCUCCAAUAACCGGGCGCUCCAUAUCCAUGGCACUCUCAUGGCUGCGGCAUUCCUGCUCUUCAUCCCCAGCGGCGUUGUGGCCAUGAGAUCAGGAAGCUCCAAAUCAUUCAAAUAUCAUUGGAUCAUCCAAAUGACAGCCGCAAUCCUGAUACUUGCUGGCAUGGGCAUCGGGGUCUCACUCCAGAAAAAGGUCAACACAACUCACCAAAUACUCGGGUUGACCAUUGUCGGGGUGCUCUUUGUCCAGUCCUACCUGGGAUACAAGCAUCACAUGGACUUUGUCAAGAUUCACCGGCGUACAUGGAUCUCAUACAGCCACAUCUGGACAGGUCGCGGCGUCAUGGUCGCGGCAUCAGGCAAUCUGCUGCUCGGCAUGUCCAUGAGGGGAUAUCCUCGUGCCAUAAUGUCCCUGGCAGCCGCAUUCAUUGUCUUGGAGUACGCGGGGCUCGCAUUCUUUGUCUGGCGCAGGGCCAAGAUCACGGCCAGGCAGCGUUUCAAGUAUCAAAUGGCAGAGCAAAGCGCUGAUACUCAUCGCUACUUUACCAUUGGCGAAGACACAGACGACGACCAAAGUGAGACGGAGAAUGAAUCUCAAAACCUGACAAAGUCAGACGCAUCAUCAGCAUCAAGGUAG